UUCAAGAUGGCGGCUGUAGAAAUAGGUGUUUGUACUUGUCAACAAUUUUGCCUAAAAAUGUUUUGAACAAAACCGCUACUGCAUGGCAUGGAUAAACUCUAGAAUUGCAGAAAAGGGUAGCUUUAAAGAUGCCACCAGAAAGCACAAUUUAUCGUGAAAGUAGCAGACGCAAUGGCUGGUCUCUACCUCCCCAUCCGUUACAGUUUAUAGCAUGGCUAGUUGUCAUUUUCUUUGUUUUUAUUUAUUUUACCACCCUGGUCCCAGCUCUUACAUUAAAUUGGCAGCCAGCAGCUUAUAUUAUAAAUGGCAUAGGAUGUUUGAUACAUAUAAUCAGCCAUUUUGUUGCAGCAUCUAUUAAUCCAGCUGAUUCUUCAGUUGUAAAGAAAAAUAAUUUGAGACCAUCUGGUACAUUUGAUAGACAGAAACACAGACAUGUUAUAGAAAAUCAGUAUUGUUAUCUCUGUGAAGUCAAUGUGGGUCCUAAAUCCAAACAUUGUAGUGCAUGUAAUAAAUGUAUAGCUGGAUUUGAUCAUCACUGUAAAUGGUUGAAUAAUUGUGUGGGAAGUAAUAACUAUAAGUGGUUUAUUGCAACAUUAGUAAGUGGUUUAGUGGGAACAGCUAUGGUAUUCUGUGUAUCACUGGUAGAAUUUAUAGGAUAUUUCACUGAUAAAGAUGAUGGCAAAAUAUUGUUUCCAUAUCAAGAUACAAUUAAUCAGACUUUGGCAGAUUUUAAGUUAGUAUAUGGUGAUGUAUCUGAUACAGUAUGGAUAGGUAUUGUUGGAGCUACUGGUAUAUUAGGAUUACUGGCUUUACUUUUACUCAUUCAUCUCUUUAGUUUUCAUGUUUAUCUCUUAUGUAAGGGUAUGAGUACCUAUGAUUAUAUUGUACGUAUGAGAGAUAGAGAAGGUUUGAGGAACAUGGAUGAACCAAAGUAUGUUUCACCUAGAAACAAGGGGAAUAGAGUAACACCUUCCAAAUCUAAAGCUACAGGUGCUACAAUGUUGUCUGAAGGUAUUAAACCAUCCAAACAAGAAAGAAGAGAGCUUCAAGAGUAUAGAAAGGCACUAGAAGAAAAAGAAAAGUUAGAGGAUGGAGAAACACCCCCUCCUUCCUCUAGUCCAAUACGUCAAACUGAAGUAGAUGGGUCUAGAAAUACUGAUAGUGAAACCAAAAUAAAAAAAUUAAAAAGAAGAAAAAGAAAAUCUUUAUCAACAGAAAAAGAAAGACAAGAAAUCGCGACAAUCGAUAAUCAAAGUAUGUAUAAAACACCUAUAUAUAAUGAAAGACCAUUACCUAAAUCUAAUUCAACACAUCAACGGAAAUUACCUAUACCAAAACAACAACUUCUUGUGGAGGAUGAUUUGGAUUCCGAGGAAUCAAUGAAUGAAGUCAACCACAAUAAAUCUGUUGAUAGACAAUCACAUGAUAGUGGCGCUUACAUGACAGGCGGUCAUUCCAAUUAUUCUUCACCAGCCAGUAUACACUCCCCUACCUCUACAAAUAAUAAUAACCAUAUUAAAAAGACGAAGAAAAAGAAGAGAAAACCCACUCCUCAACUCUUCAGUGAUGAGGAAAGUAAUAACGAUCUAAACUCUACAACUAUGUUUACAGUUAACGAAACCGCUAAAUUUAACCGCGAUGGAUCUCUAGAUUAUUCAAAUGGAUUCCAGAAUCUGCCUCUUACCCCAAUACAGAUGCGAAAGAGGCCCAAAGAAAUUCCACCACUGGAUUUAUCUAUGUUACGUUCAAGCACAGAAUCUCAGAACACUUUUAAGCCCUAUAGUGGUGGAUUACGUGAUUCGGACACAUAUCGUUAUUUAGAUAGAGAAAAAAAUAGUAACCCAUUACUGCAAUCUGUACCAGAACUUGGAGGGGAUACAGAGUUAUAGAUCAUUUAUCAUAUAAUAUUGUGUUGUAUAAGAUAAACUAUUUAUUUAAACUUAUAGGUGUGUGAGCUAACUGUAUGAUUUACCUAUGGUUUUCUAUUUCAUUCCUAUACCUUUCACAUAGGUUUACAAUUUGUUUGGUUUAAAUUUUUAGUUCUACCAGUAAAAGAGUGUUAAAUACAGAUACAUCUAUUCCAUGUCAAAGGUAUGCCAUACAAGAAUGUAAAUCAUAGAUUGCAUGUUAUUUACUACAUAUCCAUGCUUAUAUUAAAAAUUGUUUCUCGACAUAAAGUACACUAUUACUAAAUAAUGCUGAAAUGCUCUAUAUAUUUAUUUUUUUUAUUUGCGCCAAAAAACAAUAUUUAACAAAUGAUAUUGCCUUGCCAUGGUACAAUGGAUUUGAAAACUGCUUGAACAUAAAACAUGUUUGUGUUUAUUUGAAUUGGAAUGCACAAUCAUUAAUUUAAAUUAGCUUUAAAUAUAAUUGAUAGUUAAAAGUAUUGUAUAGAUGUGCCAAAGAUAUGAUAUAGAUAAAUAUAAUAAACUUUUCCUGUCCAUGUUAGUACUUAACUUGUGAUACAUACAUCAUAACUUACAUUAUUUCAUUUUUUUUAACAAAUUUAUCUAAUGUUUUUAAUUAAAUUAUUCUAUUGAAUUUUUUUUUUACAUACAGUAAUAUCUUAUGCAUUAUAUUCUAGUUUCAUCCAAUCUCAUAUUAUUUUUUUUCUGAUAUUUUUGGUGGAGUAGGUCGUUUUUAUUUUAUUUUAUUUGUCAACUCAUAGCCCACACAUAUAUAGCAUAUGGUUUAUUUUAAACCAUUUUCAGACCUUUAAAGGGUCCUCCCAAAUAAAUGUUACCAAAAUAAAACCCAAAUUUAAAGUCAAAUCUAACAUAUAUCAUAAAAUCAUUAAAUUAAUAAAUUAUUUUAACCAUAAGUCAGUUCUAAAAUGUAUCUUUUAGAAGCUUAAGUGUGGGUCACCCCUAAUGCUUCCUAAAUAUCCCCCUACACCAGUUAGUGUAAUAUAAAACUUUGAUGAUGUGUGUGAAUUUUUGUUGUUGUUUUAUCAUAAGUUUUAUUCUUAACCAUGUUCAUAUAAAUAUAGUAUGUUUUAUACUAUUAGUAUUAACAGUAAAGUGUUAACUUAAAUGUAUUCCUAGCUGACAUACUCUAUGUUAAUAAUAGUGUAAACUAUGAGUGUGUUUACAAUAAAUUGGUCAGUAUUAUAUAGCUAGUAUUGUACUAUAAUCUAACUGUGAUAUAAAGAUGGAGUCAUCAUGUAUGUUAUUAAAUUCCUGUUUUUAUUUCAAUAUUUUAGCAAAUUAUUAUGUGGUAAGCAAAAUAUACAAUCAGAUGUAUGGUCUACAAAAAUAUAACUACACAUAACGGUCAAUUUCUUUAAUUCCCUUGGGUGACCGUUAUAUACAAGUUGAAUAUCAUUCAAAUAAUAGAAGCGUUUUGAAAUGAAAAGGAUCAGUUGGAAGAUUUUCCUAGAUAUUGCUUAUCUCUGUUUGUACAGGAGUGUUUUUUAUUCCGUUUUCAAAACUAGUAAUAUUCCUGAAAUUAUUUAUUGAAAUUACAGAAGUAUAUACACAUUUUUACAUAGUAAAAAUGCUACCAUCUUGAAAGAAAUUUGAAUCUGUUGUGCCAAUUGUGUAUAUAUAGUUACUGUAUAUUUAAUUAAAGAUCUUGAAAUCCAGUGAAUCAUUGAGAUUAAUAUAAUUCCGUCCAUAUUUACGAAUGUUUUAAAUAUCGACAUGAUAGUGUAUUAAUAUUCACUAUUCUUAUUGUAUAAGAUAUAUGCAAGUUUGUCAUUUGUCACUCUGUCAUGUAGCCAUUUUUGUUACAUUCUGCUAGUGAUUAAUUUCUUUUACAUUAUAAUUUUAUUUGUGUGUAUAUGUGACUAAGUAGAACUUAUUUUUUUAAAAUUUGACAUUCUAACCAUUAAUAUUUAUUUAUUCGUUGUGCGUCGUUUAUAAUAAUGUUCCAUUGGUGUACUGUAAUUAAGUGUGACAGUUUAUCAAGUCAAAAGGGGCUUCAAUUCCGACCUUACAUAACAUUAUCCUGUCAUUAGAUAUGAAUAUUAUAUUUACUUGUUUAUAUAAUAUUAACCUGCUAAGAAAUCCAGAUCUUAUUUAUUUGUGAUCUGAUAACUUGUAUUAUUUUCUUUUUAAGUGUUUCGAACCUUCAGCGAAAACAUGUAUUGUUUCUGUAAUGGUUUUAUUUAUUAUUUUUGGGGGUGGGGGGCAGGAUUUAGUCAAAGUUUGCAGCCAAAACUGUACAUGGUGCAAACAUUCUGCCAACAUAGAUAUUGUUGACCUCCGUGGAACUAUUUAUUAUAUAUAAAUUGGGUAAAUUUUGACAAACUGGAAUAGUUUUAUGGAUAGGACAAAAAAAAUAGCCACAUCGGUUAUUUCUCAUCGGAUCUUGGUCGCUUUUUCAUUUUUGGAAUCUUUGGACGAAUCCCAUAGGGGCUCUUUCUGAAACUUUUUUGAAUUUCUGAAGUUUGCUUGAAUACUUUAUAACCAAAUAUUUGCGAAAGUUUUCUUCAGCAUUUUUUCGAUAUUCAAGAUGGCGUAUCUCUGUCACUAUUUAAGGUACCAAGUUGAAACUGUGUAGGAAUAAAGAACACAUUGAUACCUUCAAAAUAGCAUAUUAAAUUUUUUUGUGACGGUUUCCAGAAACUUCUGGAAAUUACAGAGGACUUCCGAUUUUUCCCGAAUAUGAAUAGUUAUCUCCAUUUUAAAAAUAGUCUAAAAAUGAGAUAUUGAGGUGUUAACCCCAGAUAUUACCUUUCAUUUUCAGAGACUUUGUUCCAUAACAUUUUCAACCGUUUGGUCACCAUUUUGGAUUUUCCAAAAAACCUUCAAAUCGAUAUUUAGCCGCUGUUCUGAUUCCGAUUUUCGAAAACUUUUUUUGUUUUCGUACCUACUCCAAAUGGCAACAAUUCUUAGUGAGCCGAUUUUUGAAUUUUGAUUUUCUUUACUUCCGGUUUAACCUAUUAUCUGGUGACCUAACAGUUCAAUGACCCGUCACCAUUGCAUAUCUGAUGACCCUGACGUCUACUAAUAACUUCCGGUGUUAUUAAGAGUUAAAAAUAACAGGUGUUUCCACUUUAAUAGGUAUUGGAUGUUACUAUACUCUCAAUAGUUCAUGGUUUAACUUGAUUAUUGACGUGACAAUGUGUGAUCUGAUGUACUGAAACAUGUCAGUACUCUUUCAGAGUUCUUGUUCAGAUUUCUAUUUUGAUUCCCACCCCUGAUUUGAUAUAGUCACAACUGAUUCUUUGUCUUACUGUUUGUGAAUCAGUCUUGUCUUGUCUUGUCAUAUUGAUUAUUUUAUUUUUGAAGCCAAAUGUGAUAUAUUAUUGUUAUCUAAAUUAAUUAAUAUGAACUAUAUAAUAAAGUCUUAAUUGUAUAUAUAUUUAGAAUAUUUAAACGAUCAAUAAAAUUUUAACCGUAAAUUAAA
Molecule: messenger RNA, 5352 nt
Organism: Patella vulgata (common limpet)
Lineage: Eukaryota; Metazoa; Mollusca; Gastropoda; Patellidae
Product: palmitoyltransferase ZDHHC11
Exons: 12
Coding region: 129-1889 (586 amino acids)
Biological process (GO): peptidyl-L-cysteine S-palmitoylation; protein targeting to membrane
Cellular component (GO): endoplasmic reticulum; Golgi apparatus
Molecular function (GO): protein-cysteine S-palmitoyltransferase activity
Source: RefSeq, a predicted model, not a curated record